AUGGCGCUCAUUUUGGCCGACGCCGUGGAAAAGGAGGCGCGGCGCAUCAUUGCCUCCGCAAACGCCUUCGACGCCCUCGCCCUGAACCCCGUCGACGCCAAGGGGGAGGCUGUGCUGCGACGGUACGAGGAGAAGGUCGCCCCGCUGCGGCGGCUGGUGCGAAACCGGCUGGCGAUGGAGGCGAAGGCCCGGCUGGACCACGCCAAGCUCCUGCUGCUGGACGACGCACUGCGCGCGAAGGAGCUGCGCCGCUUCAACGACCAGCAGCGCGGCGCCGUGCGGGAGCGCGAGGAGCUGAAGGCCCUCGAGGCGCGCACGAAGAUGCUGGAGGCGCGUGCGGCGGCGCUGUCGCCGUAG
Molecule: messenger RNA, 357 nt
Organism: Trypanosoma conorhini
Lineage: Eukaryota; Euglenozoa; Kinetoplastea; Trypanosomatida; Trypanosomatidae
Exons: 1
Coding region: 1-357 (118 amino acids)
Source: RefSeq, a predicted model, not a curated record